Messenger RNA from Schizosaccharomyces cryophilus OY26, 1384 nucleotides. RefSeq lists its product as uncharacterized. The record is from RefSeq and is a predicted model, not a curated record. Bases 165 to 1259 code for a protein of 364 amino acids. The transcript has a single exon. Lineage: Eukaryota; Fungi; Ascomycota; Schizosaccharomycetes; Schizosaccharomycetales; Schizosaccharomycetaceae.
AAAUAUUUUAUAUAUACAUAUUUAAGUGCAGUAGUUUCAAAAAGGUAUAAGAAAGGAGCAUUAAAUUGUCAAAAAAGAAAUAAUUUUUCUUAUAUUUAAAUUUAAUUUUUGAGAUGACUAGAUUAUAGGGUCAUUAGCGAGAAAACCUGAAAUAGAAGAAGAAUAUGGAUGAAUCAACGACGCAGCAAAGCGAAUGGAAGAAUGAAUUGGAACAGGAUCAAAGUACUGAGAAGAAUGACCCAAUUUCUUUAUUUACUGAAAGGUUGGAAAACUUUCGAUAUUAUAUGAAGUCGCAUAGUCGACCGCGGCAGCAAACGCUUCGUUCCUUCGUGAACAAAGAGUCGGAGAUGGUAGAGGAGUUCUCUAAAAUUGGAAGGAAUCCAAUCAAGGAAAGAAAAUCCAAAAUUUCCGGGAAUACCAUAACGUCUCGGGUGCAAAAGUCAUUCAAGGAGCUACAUCCCAGCCCCAAGAAAAACACAAGAAAGGAGAACAUUGGAAAGGGAAUAAGAUCGCCGUUGGGUUUCUUUGGUCACGUUAUCCCAAAAAAGAAACCAAUUAUACCUUUGAAACCUUCGUCAGGGAUUGACUUGGAGCGUGCAAUAAGGACGAAAGUAAGCAAUACAUUAAUUGAGCCACGGAUUGCAAUUUUGUGUGCCAAGAAUCAAAAAAUUGUCUUCUCUAGGGCUUCGGGGAAUCAAAACCCUGAACGUGAAUUUUCCGAGAGCAAAUUACCGCAAAAAGUAGCUCCAUAUCUAUGGAUCUAUCCGUCCCGAAUCCUACAUAAUCAAGUCGUUGAUGAGCACGGAUACCUCAUGUAUUACGGACACCCUACUAUGGACGUGGAAUAUCAGUUGCAUGAAAACAAGCAUACUUUGAAAAGGAUUAAGGAAUCCUAUGAUUUGGAGAAAAGUGGUACGUAUUUUGGAAUGUCGGAGUUUCCCACAUCAGAUGCGAGUGAAGAAUCUUGUGACUCUUUUGAAGUCUUGGAAGCGCCUGCCGAUGAGGUUAUAAAUGAAGAUGAUGAGUUCAAUGGAUUGACCACUCCAAAGUAUUCAAGUAUACUGAACUCUUCCAAUAUCACUAGGUUUUUUCAGAGUCCUAAAGGAAAGAGGAUGUAUGCACAGUUUUCAAAGAAGGACACUGUAAAUGCCUCAGUUUCCUUUCUCCAACUUCAUAAUGAUUUAUUAAGUCAUGGAGUACCUGUUGACUUUUGUACAUUGAAUCACUGGUUGGAUGAACGAAACAUUUCUUAUGUGUAGUUUUAUCGCUUUAUCUUUACGAUGUUUGGGUUAUGUAAUUAGUUUCUUUCGUUUAAUGAUGGAUAAUGAUAUUAUAAUUUUAGGAAUUUCUAAUCUAUUGAAACACUUUUUCUACUGUUGCUCUA